AUGAAGGCGUUUGGAGUGAUCUUGUUGAUCUUCUGUUUAGUGGCUUCUUCAAUAGCAGCGGUUGCAGUGCUACAGAAUGCAACGCAUCCCGAUCACCCGAAAAGGUGUUACGAUGAAGGAUCUAAAAUUGUACUGGAGCCCGGCGAAACUAAAACAAUCCCAAUGACAUGUACGGAAAUCUUUUGUUCGGAAAAUUUGUCGUUAACAUACACAAGCUGUGGGAUUGCAGUGAACAACGAUCCCAAAUGCGAGGAAAUCGAACCUGAUUUGAGUAAAGAUCAUCCGGAAUGCUGCAUAAAAUACAAGUGCGUGGUCGACGGAAAAAUUACAUAUAUGUAA
Molecule: messenger RNA, 339 nt
Organism: Sabethes cyaneus
Lineage: Eukaryota; Metazoa; Arthropoda; Insecta; Diptera; Culicidae
Exons: 3
Coding region: 1-339 (112 amino acids)
Source: RefSeq, a predicted model, not a curated record